Rosa rugosa (rugosa rose) is the source of this 923-nucleotide messenger RNA. RefSeq lists its product as uncharacterized. The coding region runs from base 64 to 555 and encodes 163 amino acids. The record is from RefSeq and is a predicted model, not a curated record. Gene Ontology annotation, molecular function: nucleic acid binding; zinc ion binding. The transcript has 2 exons. Lineage: Eukaryota; Viridiplantae; Streptophyta; Magnoliopsida; Rosales; Rosaceae.
UUUGGCAGGAGCUUGAUAAGAGAAACCCUAAUCCUAUGACUUGUGAAGCUAAUAUUAAUUCCUAUGGGACUGAGCAGGACAAGAUGUGUGUCCAUAUUUUUCUUGCUGGUCUGGACCCCUCACUUUGAAGGGGCAAAGAAUGAGUUAUUGCGUCUUGCAACUCCACCUACAUUGGAACAAGCUUUUGCCUAUAUCCGAAGAGAUGAAGGUAAUAAGGCUGCCGCUCAUAACCUUCAUACUGAAAUUUAUGGUUUAGCAAUCCAUGCUACACCUCAACCUCAGAUUGGGAAUUCUACCCGAGUUCCAUCUCAAAGUCAGUAUCAACCACAGAAUCAAGGAUAUCAACAAAAUCAGAAUUAUAACCAAAUGACUGGCAACUAUUGCAAGGAAGUUGGCCAUUUCAAGAAUCAAUGCCCUACGUUGCGAAGGUUUAAUUACAACAACUUUGGUUGGAGAGGAGGCAAUAAUACUAGAGGACGUGGAGGACACGGUGGUGGUCAAAGAGGCAAAGUAGCAGUUCAAUUGGUGGUCUCGAGAAUCUGUGCACCAGGGUGAUCAUGGGCAAGGGAGAACUGAGAGAGAGACUGUUUCACUUGGAUUGCAUGUACGUAGAGCCAACAUAAGCACCGGAAUAGCCUUUGGCCCUGACAUUGAAUUUUGACAGAUUGAGUGAGCUAUGGUUGUGGCACAGGCGUUUGGGUCAUCCAUCUUUUGGAGUUAUGAAGAAGUCCAUGCCUUCGUUGUUUCUGGGAGUUAGUGAGUCUAGCCUGCAUUGUGAAACUUGUGCUUUGGCUAAGAGUCAUAGGUCUAGUUAUCCUUUGAGCUUUCAUUCUAGUGCCUUUUGAGUUAAUUCAUUUGGAUUUAUGGGGUCCUUCUAAACAUUCUACCCUUUCUGGAAUGCAAUAUUUUGUGUUAUUCAUCGA